Molecule: messenger RNA, 3130 nt
Organism: Rhinopithecus roxellana (golden snub-nosed monkey)
Lineage: Eukaryota; Metazoa; Chordata; Mammalia; Primates; Cercopithecidae
Gene: SETDB2
Product: SET domain bifurcated histone lysine methyltransferase 2
Exons: 16
Coding region: 661-2817 (718 amino acids)
Biological process (GO): heterochromatin organization; negative regulation of gene expression
Cellular component (GO): nucleus
Molecular function (GO): histone H3K9 methyltransferase activity; zinc ion binding; DNA binding
Source: RefSeq, a predicted model, not a curated record
CGUGCCUUAUCCCCGGUGGAGGCGAGGUGGGACUGUUGUGGUUGAGGUGAAGGCUAGUAAAUGGUGAAGUACUUCCCGGCCAGAGGGCACCCGCGCUCGGGAGGUCUGGGCGGCUUGGCGUCAGAGGAGAGUCCCACCCGCGGAGGAACCGAGCCUCGCCAACGGAGCUGGCAGAGCUCACUCCUCAGGGUGCAGCCUUUAUGAGGUGAUUCCUAAGCUGCUGGGAACGUGAGGCUGUCAAAGGGGCGGCAGGAAACGGACAGCAGUAUAAAACCCAGGAGCAGAACUUGAAGGUUUAACCACUAGCCCAUUUCACAGAAUAUUUCAUCCAUUUGUGGACCAAAAGAUGGAGUUGUUUUUUAUUUUUACAAAGAUAAUGUUCAUGAUCUGAUACCACUACAAAUGUUCACGUGAUGAAGAUUCAUGGACUUGUCUUUUGGUUGGACUGUCACUCAUUUCUGAAAGUUUCUUCAGCCACAAUUUCUAUUUGAAAAUUCAAGUACCAAAGGAUACCAGGUUUAGAAUGGUAUAAUGAUGUAUUCUGUCUGAGGAUUGCAAAUUUUAUAGAGACCACAGUUGGAUUCCAGUGAUAUUCUCCAAUCAAAGUGAUUUGAUAAACCUAAUUUUGAAGCAUUUUAUAUUUAUAAACGACAUCAAGAAAUGGGAGAAAAAAAUGGCGAUGCAAAAACUUUCUGGAUGGAGCUAGAAGAUGAUGGAAAAGUGGACUUCAUUUUUGAACAAGUACAAAAUGUGCUGCAGUCACUGAAACAAAAGAUCAAAGAUGGGUCUGCCACCAAUAAAGAAUACAUCCAAGCAAUGAUUCUAGUGAAUGAAGCAACUAUAAUUAACAGUUCAACAUCAAUAAAGGGAGCAUCACAGAAAGAAGUGAAUACCCAAAGCACUGAUCAUAUGCCUGUGACUCAGAAGGAACAGGAAAACAAAUCCAAUGCAUUUCCCUCUACAUCAUAUGGAAACUCCUUUCCAGAAGACUGUACAUUUCUAACGGAAAAUAAGGAAAUUCUCUCUCUUGAAGAUAAAGUUGUAGACUUUAGAGAAAAAGACUCAUCUUUGAAUUUAUCUUACCAAAGUCAUGACUGCUCUGGUGCUUGUCUGAUGAAAAUGCCACUGAACUUGAAGGGAGAAAACCCUCUGCAGUUGCCAAUCAAAUGUCACUUCCAAAGACGACAUGCCAAGACAAACUCUCAUUCUUCAGCACUCCAUGUGAGUUAUAAAACCCCUUGUGGAAGGAGUCUACGAAACGUGGAGGAAGUUUUUCGUUACCUGCUUGAGACAGAGUGUAACUUUUUAUUUACAGAUAACUUUUCUUUCAAUACCUAUGUUCAGUUGGCUCGGAAUUACCCAAAGCAAAAAGAAGUUGUUUCUGAUGUGGAUAUUAGCAAUGGAGUGGAAUCAGUGCCCAUUUCUUUCUGUAAUGAAAUUGACAGUAGAAAGCUUCCACAGUUUAAGUACAGAAAGACUGUGUGGCCUCGAACAUAUUAUCUAACCAACUUUUCCAGCAUGUUUACUGAUUCCUGUGACUGCUCUGAGGGCUGCAUAGACAUAACAAAAUGUGCAUGUCUUCAAUUGACAGCAAGGAAUGCCAAAACUUCCCCCUUGUCAAGUGACAAAAUAACCACUGGAUAUAAAUAUAAAAGACUACAGAGACAGAUUCCUACUGGCAUUUAUGAAUGCAGCCUGUUGUGCAAAUGUAAUCGACAGUUGUGUCAGAACCGAGUUGUCCAACAUGGUCCUCAAGUGAGGCUACAGGUGUUCAAAACUGAGCAGAAGGGAUGGGGUGUACGCUGCCUAGAUGACAUUGACAGAGGGACGUUUGUUUGCAUUUAUUCAGGAAGAUUACUAAGCAGAGCUAACACGGAAAAAUCUAAUGGUAUUGAUGAAAAUGGGAAAGAUGAGAAUACUAUGAAAAAUAUUUUUUCAAAAAAGAGGAAAUUAGAAGUUGCGUGUUCAGAUUGUGAAGUUGAAGUUCUCCCAUUAGGAUUGGAAACACAUCCUAGAACUGCUAAAACUGAGAAAUGUUCACCAAAGUUCAGUAAUAAUCCCAAGGAGCUUACUAUGGAAACGAAAUAUGAUAAUACUUCAAGAAUUCGGUAUCAUUCAGUUAUUGGAGAUCCUGAAUCCAAGACAGCCAUUUUUCAACACAAUGGGGAAAAAAUGGAAUUUGUUUCCUCGGAGUCUGUCACUCCAGAAGAUAAUGAUGGAUUUAAACCACCCCGAGAGCAUCUGAACUCUAAAACCAAGGGAGCACAAAAGGACUCAAGUUCAAACCAUGUUGAUGAUUUUGAAGAUAAUCUGCUGACUGAAUCAGAUGUGAUAGAUAUAACUAAAUGUAGAGAAGAAACUCCACCAAGGAGCAGAUGUAACCAGGCGACCACAUUGGAUAAUCAGAAUAUUAAAAAGGCAAUUGAGGUUCAAAUACAGAAACCCCAAGAGGGACGAUCUACAGCAUGUCAAAAACAGCAGGUCUUUUAUGAUGAAGAGUUGCUAAGUGAAACCAAGAAUACUUCAUCUGAUUCUCUAACAAAGUUCAACAAAGGGAAUGUGUUUUUAUUGGAUGCCACAAAAGAAGGAAAUGUCGGCCGCUUCCUUAAUCAUAGUUGUUGCCCAAAUCUCUUGGUACAGAAUGUUUUUGUAGAAACACACAACAGGAAUUUUCCACUGGUGGCAUUCUUCACCAACAGGUAUGUGAAAGCAAGAACAGAGCUAACAUGGGAUUAUGGUUAUGAAGCUGGGACUGUGCCUGAGAAGGAAAUCUUCUGCCAAUGUGGGGUUAAUAAAUGUAGAAAAAAAAUAUUAUAAAUAUGUAGCUAAUGCCUGUUUGUGAAAUUAGCUUAUUAGGCUGAAAUUAAAGCCAUGCAAAAGAAGGUCUAGGUCCAUCAAGGUAAUUCCCCUCUGUUUUCCUUUGUCAUGGGGUUCAUAUUUUAUUUCAGAUUUUAUUUGUGUGACUUAGAAAUUCCAAGAACACAAUUAGGACAUUUUCAUACACAUAGGGUAUCUCGUUCACUGCUGUGCUACUUUACAUGAGUAGGAGAGAAGUGUAUAUUUUAUAUGAAAUACCACUGUACAACUUAUAAUUUAUUUACAAAUUAUAUAUUAAGAGAAACAAAUGUCA